Messenger RNA from Phymastichus coffea, 946 nucleotides. RefSeq names its product intraflagellar transport protein 20 homolog (gene IFT20). Bases 378 to 770 code for a protein of 130 amino acids. Gene Ontology annotation, cellular component: Golgi apparatus; centrosome; cilium. The transcript is spliced from 3 exons. The record is from RefSeq and is a predicted model, not a curated record. Gene Ontology annotation, biological process: protein localization to cilium; centrosome localization; intraciliary transport. NCBI's taxonomy places the organism in Eukaryota, Metazoa, Arthropoda, Insecta, Hymenoptera, Eulophidae.
AACGCGCAGUAUAUAACCCGUGAGCUGACAUUUGCGCGGCUGUAUUUGAACAUUUCUUAAGCGAUCUUUCUUUUAUUUAUCUUUCACAGAUUGCGAUAAUAUCACAUAAUUUAUUAAUGCGAAUGCAAUUACAGUGCAACAUGAAAAUUAUUAUGAAUUGCUUAUUAUUUGGCGCUGAUAUAGCAUUCUGCAAACGCUAGCGUGGGAAAAAAAUUGUUGCCGAGUCAAUCUCUAUUUUUAUGACGAUGAAAAAUUAAUCGAAGCCGAAAAACCGUGCAUGUUUCAUUGUGUUUCAACCGUGCACGCCAAAUCCUGCGCAGGUAAAAUGUUUUGACUUUCGAGAGCUUAGUUACCACGAUAGCAACCGAACAGUAAACAUGGCAGAUUCUUUGGAAAAGUACGGACUUCACUUGGACGAUUUGUCGAAAAUUCGCGUACUCGAUCCGGAAGUCGCUCAUCAGACGGAUAAACUGCGAGAAGAAUGCCAAAAUUUUGUUGCGAAGAUUGGCGAUUUUCACAAAGCCGCCGAAGAAUUUAUCAAAAUCAUGCAUCAUCUGGCGGAACAAGUUGAAAGGGAGAAGAUGCGGGCGAUUGGCCUUCGCAAUCUAAUGCACACCAUGUCCAAAGAAUCAGACGCGGAAAAACAGCGGUUAGAGGCAAUGUUGCUGGAGAAAAAUAUGCAGCUGGAUAGGUUGCGCAUCGAAUACGAGUCAUUGAAGAAAAUCGAACAAGAGCAAUUGGAAACUAUCGAGCAUUUGACGUCCACUUAAACUGAAUCCAUCAGUUUUUCAAUAAAAAAAAGUACCACUUUUAUUUCGUUUCAUGGCUACGUUAUUUCAUACUUAGAGAAUAUGAACGAUUGUCUUAUACCUGUUCAAUAAUCAAUAGUUCGCUGUACCAAUGAUUGCCAAGUUAAAAUAAAGCAGCACACAUAGAAUAAUGAUUA